Coniophora puteana RWD-64-598 SS2 is the source of this 1934-nucleotide messenger RNA. RefSeq lists its product as uncharacterized. Bases 190 to 1665 code for a protein of 491 amino acids. NCBI's taxonomy places the organism in Eukaryota, Fungi, Basidiomycota, Agaricomycetes, Boletales, Coniophoraceae. The transcript has 4 exons. The record is from RefSeq and is a predicted model, not a curated record.
GCCAACCGCACACAGCAGCAGGAGCACCAGCAGAGUCCAGGAGAUCUUGCUGUCUGUUUCUGUGGCUGAAAUACCCCCUAAUCUCCAGUCCGACUACCCGCAGCCAACCCCGGAAGAAGCGCGUGCGCUGAAGCAGCGUUCGCUCUCUGCUUGCAGUUAUAUCGCCUUUACGCGAGCCUAUGGGAAGCUAUGUCAAGAUCAACAAAUCUCCUCGACGCGCCUCGGUCCCGCCCCCCGCCGCCUCCUCUGCGCACGCAGAAGACUAGUGCAAACACUCCUUUGGUCCUCGCGGGUACUGCCAACACCAGCAACCAGUCACUCCUUUACGACCUCCCCACACCUACAUCGCCCCUUGGCACCACCACAAGAUCAGCCAUCACAUCGCCUACCUCCCCGUCCUUCCCGUCCGGCCCGAACGCCAAACGCAGGUCUGCCCUCCCGUCUCCGGCUCGGAAACGCAACAGCACGCCGCUGGGCGUAUCCAGGUCCGACCUCGAAAAGUUUGCAGAACACUGCCGAGCAUGGUACUUUAACCAAGAUGAGCUCGCGGGGCGCAAGAUGACCCAGACGCUCGCGGAGCUGCCACCCUCCCACAAAGCACCCUAUACCCGUCUGCAGGCCUCCAUCAGGUCCUCGUUUCACGCGAGCGUCAACGCCCGCAGGCAUGCCGAAUUUCAGGCCCACAUCUCGGCGACACAGCCCGGUGCAUCGCUGCCCGCGCACCUGCGUGCGGAUCCUGCCAGCCCAGCCGCAAGGAAGGAGCGGUUUGAUCGCUGGGACCGAUUCGUGCGGACGUGGUGCACCGCCGGUAUUCCGGGCACCAAGCCGUUCUUCGAGGCUCUCUGGGCCAUGAUGCGUCUGCAGGUUGUUCCUGAGAAUCUCGGCGGCGCAGGGGAAAGCCGAAUACAAUGGGAGUUCGACGACGCAGUCUUCAAGGAAGCGGCUGGCAAAGAAUUCAUGCUGGAAGCCAUCGAUGUCCUCAAAGGAGUUUUAGCAUUCGAAGAAGUACAGAACUCCAGGUCCGCCGCCAAUUGUGACGGGCUGGCAGAUCCCCUCCUCCACUCGCGGUCUCGAUCCCAACCUAUGCCUGUGAAAGAAAGGUCUCCGACGCGAAAUCCGCCGCCCGUCAUGCUCUCAAAGCGUGGACGCGCUCCAAGCGACCCUUUCUUGGACAUGCCUACUCCAGGUCUCUCGCACUCCCUCUCGUCUGCCUCGUCGCAGUCCUCGGGCGCCACGCCUCCCCUGCCAGCAACCAAUGGCGACGGAGCCGAUGACAAAGUCCGAGCGCUGUAUGCGGCGUCGUCCCCGCAGGUCUCGACUACUGAGCCCGAGGUGGAUAAUCUGUCCCCGCUGCGAUCAGACUUCGCGAGCGGAGACUCCGAAGAACAGUUCUUACGUACUUGGACCGCGCCCGACCUCUGCAACCCCGAAUUCCUGUCCUUGCUCUCCGUCUUUCCGCCGUUCAUCACUCGCCGCCCGUUGCCGCGUUUUCCCGUCUCGACGGGGCGUGUCCCCGAUCUCGAGGAAGGCGAGGACGAGCGAGAGGGGAAAGAGAUCCGCUUUGGUACUGGAUGCAUGUGGGUCGGCUCAAAGGCUCGCAGCGACGGAUGGAAAGGAGACUGGUGGUCCAGGUUUGUUCUCUGGUGGCGCAAACUUUUCUGUUAGACCUGUAGGCUCCGUCUCGUUCGGACUUUUCUGCAUCUGUCUCGAACAUCAAAGAUACGUCCAUUGUACACUCCUCCCGCACAUCAGACUCGCGACUCUGGCAUACAGUACAUACAUACCCUUCCUUUGUUUCUAUCUUUUUCUUUACUUUACACAGGCAGAAUAUGUUGCAAGACGUAUUUCUGUUAUGUUAUUUAAGUCGGUUUCCUUAUUCUUUUACCCCAUUCGCAUUCAGCGCUGAUUUGUUCUUUCUUCCACUUUGAGAGAAG